GUGGUCAGAUGUGGGGUGGGUCGCUGGGUGGGGAAACACACACAGAUAGUGAUAUUAAGAAAGAGAUGAGAGGGAGAGAUUAGUCCAGACUGGACGAGAACUGAGAUCAACACAGCGCUGCAGGGUUCUUUAUGCUCACCAGACCUGUCAAACACUGAGGUUUCACCCCUUCAAGCAAGAUGAAUAAAUGUUCCACUCCUAGCCCAGCCCGUGCCAAUGAUAGCUAUGCUAAGUGUGGCCAGAUGAAUAAAAAAGGGUCUAAUGCUAAUCAUGUGAGCCUCGUGGCACAGAACGGAGACUGCAAGAACAGACAAGGACCAGGAUAUGUCACAACACACAGCCAGGAGCCCAGAGAGCGCUCUGUGUCAACAGUCUCCAUCUCUAAUGUUGCGCCCCGCUCUCAUCAGCGGCGGUGGUCAGCCGACUUUUGCAAGUGUGGGACCCCCACAGUCAUUACUGUGAAAAAGAACAAGAAGGAACCACAGCCUCCUCAGCGUGGAGUAUCCCUCCUCCGACUUCACACAGCAUCCCAUUCUUCAGCCAAACGCUACUCCUGCCCCCCCAUUGGGGUCUUUGGCUCACCCACCAAAUCCUCUUCUUCCUCAUCCUCCACUUCUUCUUGCUCCUCUCCUCCUCCUGUCCAGACAUCUGUCAUCACCGGCCACGACCCUCUAGGCUGGAAGUUGCGUCCCAAGUCCCACUCCACGUCCCCCCGGGCUCGCACUAACAGGCUGUCUCUGCAGAUUCCCCUCCCUGUCAUCUUUCCUGACCCCAAAUCUGGUCCUGCUCCCAACUCUCAAUCAGACAACACUCCUAAUCCUGAUCCCUCCCCUAAAACCAAACCCCCUCUCAAACCCAAACCAUCCCGUCGUCACCACUCCGAGUCCUCAGCCUUCCUCAGGUCUCUGGCGUCCACUCUACCUGUGGUGAAACUUGAGGAGCUCUGCACUGUGAAACUCCGCCCAGUCACCCUUUCAGAUGAGUCUGACGAUGUCUUCAGCGAGGGGAAUGAAGAGGAGGUGAAGGUGACCACUCGGCCACGCAAAAUUCCACCACCUGUUCCAGAAAAAACUGCCAUGGCAAGACAAAUAGCACAAUUGUUUGCCCAUUCACGCCAACACCGUCGGCCUAUUACAGCCAAAGCUAAUGAAGAAAACAUUUACCCCAGUGUUAUAAAGCCAAAGCCUAAACAUUCACACCAGACUGAGGACCACAGCAGCCUGCAUGCGAGAAAAACUGCGCUGUGUGUAGAGUGUGUCCAUGGAGGGGAGGUCAGAGCCGAUGAUUCUCUCUGCAGUUUUGAUGACUCGAAGUGAUUUUCUCUGAGCUCGGGUUGUAUUUCCAAACCACACAGUGAUGCCGCUGGUGACAACGCUUUCAAUGAGUCCUUUGUAGGCCUGGUUUAGGGGCUGACGUCUGAGUCCGGCCUUCUUCAGCAGCCUGAUGCAGUAAGGCCGCUGCUGUGCUUUCUUCACUGUUGACACCGGGUUGGUGGCCCAACACAGGUUCUUUGUUAUGCGAAGGCCAAGAAACUUGUAACUGUCAGCUAGCUCCACCUCAGUCCCCUUGAUGGUGAGAGGCUGCAGGGGUUCCUGUGCUGACUGUGAGCUCAGCAGAGGUCUUUUCUCCCAUCUUCACCACCUGUGGUCUGUCUAUAAGGAAAUCCAAAAUCCAGUUCUGGGUGGGUAUUGGUACUCAAAGGUCGGCCAGCUUCACAUUCAGCUUCAUUGUCAGAUCGUGUUGAAGCUGUAAUCCAGAGAGAGCAUGCGUGCAUAUGUUCUGUGUGUGUUCAAGUGUUCCAAUAUAGAGUGAAGCACCAUGGCCACCGCAUCAUCGACUGAUCUGUUUGGGCGGUAGGCAAACUGUAGCGGGUCUACCGUGUCGAACGACACGAACGACAGAGUUUAUGGAUUGGAGAACCAGCUAAAGUCAUUCAUUGUAGGACUGUGGGACUGUUUCCUGUGUGAGAGAGGACUUAAAAAUGACUGUGUACACCCCUGCGAGCUGUUCAGCGCACGUUUUCAGAACUCUCUGUGAUACUCCAUCAGGUCCUGCUGUCUUGUGGGGAUUUCAAAGCCCUGAGAACCUGUGUGUGUGUCACCUGAAGUGUAGCUUCCUCAGGGUUACAUCCUGUCAGUGUCAGUCAAUAGCAACAUUUUCAGCAGCAUGUUCUGUGUUUCAGCAUGGCUAGGUGUGGAUACCAGCUGCGACAGGGAGAGGUCCACUCCGCGCUUCCCUGGCUGAGGAGACUGAGAGGAGCCCUGGGACUUCUUUAACAUCCAACACCAUUAACUACCAGGAACGAUUACAGUACAGAUUACGGUACAUGUAUGGAAUGUCCUGGGGAUGGGACAUCAUGGUCUAUCCGCCUCAUUUGAGGUUUUUAACUCAAAGGUCUGAGAUUUCUAGAGUGUAAAACAUACUUUUCUAGUCGCCUGACACAAAUGACUAUUUGCAUGAUGUUUUACCUGUCCACUGUAUAUUUCUGUUGAAUAUCUGCUGUAAAUGUUUGGCUAACUUCUCUCUGUUGUGGAAAUGCGACUUUAUUCUUUGUGUGAGUUACAAGCAAGUGUUGCUUUAAGGGCAUGUGGUGCUACUUGUGUAGGAUGAAACAAACCCUGCAGAUGUUGCAAUUCCUACUGGUUGCUAAUAGCGACCUAAGUUACUGUUGUAUAUUUGCUUGUAUAGUGUAUGAAAUUUGCCUGAUGUGAUCUGUUGACAGUAUAGGUUACUUAUCAUAGCAGAUAUGACAUUCUUUGUGGUAAAACUAAUAAAUGUGAACUCAUAGGCACUGAUAUUAGUAGCUUAAUGGAUUACUUGACCAAAAGGAAAUAAACUGAUGGCAAUAAAUCAUUAAUCAUCUCAGUUAAUUUAGUUUUUUUAGUAAACUUUUUGAAGCUGGGGUCCCUUGUCAAAUAUAAAUCUCUUUCUUUUCUGUCAAAUAUAAGCAAAAACACUGGUUAACGCUUCUCAAGUGUGAUGAUUUGCAUGCUUUUGCUGUUUUUCAUCAUUGUUAGUUGAAAAAAAAUAUUGUUAAUAGAGCUUUUUAACUAAUGGUAAAAUAAAGCAAACCUUUUCAAUACAUUA
Siniperca chuatsi (mandarin fish) is the source of this 3087-nucleotide messenger RNA. RefSeq lists its product as uncharacterized. NCBI's taxonomy places the organism in Eukaryota, Metazoa, Chordata, Actinopteri, Centrarchiformes, Sinipercidae. The record is from RefSeq and is a predicted model, not a curated record. The transcript has 3 exons. The coding region runs from base 180 to 1316 and encodes 378 amino acids.